Molecule: messenger RNA, 1917 nt
Organism: Triticum aestivum (bread wheat)
Lineage: Eukaryota; Viridiplantae; Streptophyta; Magnoliopsida; Poales; Poaceae
Exons: 5
Coding region: 1-1035 (344 amino acids)
Source: RefSeq, a predicted model, not a curated record
AUGACGGCGGAGGUGGGGAUUCGUCGGAGGCAGUGCUUCGGCGAGCGGCGGCGGCGGCUGCUGGGUUGUUUGGUUGGACUGGGAUCAGUUUUCUUCUUGAAGACCCCACGCACAUCUCUAUCCCUGCAGCUGACCCCUCCACCGCCACUGCUCUCUCUUUCCGAUGUGAUUGACCACCGCCUUGCCGCUCUGGACCGAGCCCUCUUGAAGGCUCCCGUUCGUUCCACUUCUUGCCCGGCGAGCGCGACCACAUUGGAGGUGGUUCUCCCUCGGAUGGCGCUUCCUCUUCCGGCGUUGUGCAUCCGUUUUGCGCGGUGCUUGGCGGCGGCGAUGAGAGGGCUGCCUCAACGCCAUGUCCAGCCUCAAGCCGUCUUACGCAUCCGGGCGGCGGCGGCCCUCGACCAGCACGUGAAAGACGGGCUGGGCGGUUGUCCCGUACUCCCGAGAUGUGGUGAUUUCGGAUCGAGCGCGCCCCACAUCCUGGCUUGGCGAGCCAACGACCGGCUGGAACCGUCGUCGUGGCCAUAUAUCGAUGUACCCCUUGAUCGUACUUAUGUGAGUCAUUGCUUCCCGUGCCUAUUUCCACGGUUGUUCUUCCGUGUAUCACGGACCUCCCAGGAUGGUCGAUGCGUUCUUCGAUGGCCAGACUAUCCACGUCAAGCAGCGGCGCAAGAAGGGCUCAGACGAGGUCGUUAUCUGGCGGUGCGUCUACACAUCCAAGCACAUGUUGUAGACUCCGGUCGUCGCGCGUUUAUGCUGCAUGGAAGCAUUGGAAGCGAGAAAUUCUUCAUAGCCGACAUGCCGAGGCGCCCCUGCUCCUUGCCCCUCCGCCUCGGCGUCAACUGCAGGAUGACGAUUACGCGAUGGCUGCCUCUUCUUCUCUCUACGUCGACUGCCCUGUCGCCCACGCUGCGUCGCGUGCUUCUGCCUUUGGGGGGCCUCCUGCUGCGUCACGUGUGUGCGCGGGUCGCGUGCUGCCGCUGCAGCAUGUGUGAUGAUGUGUACCUUUGUGCGUGUGUGGGUGCUUCGUUCUAGGCUUGUGUGUUGCCAGAUGUGUUUGCAUCAAAUUUGAUGACCAGCCUAACCCCAAGUCUGACCUGAUGCCUGAAACAUGAAGCUACCUGCAAGAAGUUCGAUUCAGAAGCUUGCAAAUGUUCAAAAUUCAGAAUUUUCAGAACAGAGCAAAACAGAGAAGGCAAAGAAGGAACAACCAGGAUGCAAGCUUAUCCGACCACUCACUUCUAUGAUUUACAAUCUUGCUUAGUCAGUGUUCAAAUUAUUGUAAUGUUUACGCCUAGAAAGUCUUAACUAUAUAAACCGUGUAUAACCACUGUAAAAUCACUGCCUCUUCAAUAUAAAGGGCAGCCCAGAGGUUGCAAGUUUCAGAACUUGAAUGUUGUGCACCAGACUGCAAAAUUUGGGAAACUCCUAAGCAUGAGUAUGUCAAUAUAUUCUCUUGCUGAAAUUUGGUUACUAAACAAGAAAAGUUCUAAUCAUGUAGGUAUACAUGUUAUAGGUUUGCUCUAUUGUUUUUUUAUUUUGUGUUCGGCUUCCUGACUGAUAAUAUGUGUUCUGCUGCAGCUAGUGUACAAGUCAACAAUAUGUUUGCACUGAUUGAUAUUUUUCGGAUUGCUGUUGCUUCUUGAGUCCGAUGGUUCAUGGAGCAGCUGACGUUGAUCCCCUUCCAUAUGAUGCAGUGGACAUGAGCAUGGUCAUGCAGACUAAGUGCAAGCCAGGAAGAUCGAGACUGGGUCUUGAUUCAGGAGGUUAGUAUAAGGCAAGGUUGUUUUAGUUUCUCAAUCAUGACACAAUACCCAUCAGGUAUUGAGUUGGCAUUUCAAAACUGGGAUUAGUCGAUACUCAAUAGUAGGACUUGAAUAGUAGAGAUGUGAAGCGGAAGAAAGCAGAGCGACUAAU